UCCUCUGAUGUGAAAUAUUUUGCGAAUUUUUACAACGUUUUCAUCCUCAUCGUUUUUUGAAGUAGGUAAUAUUUUGUAAUUGAACUAUCUUUACGCGAAAUAACUCUCGUGUUUUUAGUAUUCUGCCAAGUGUUCAUUCAACGUACGAGUAGUAACUUCUUUUAGUUAGGUACUCAGAAACUAUCAAAACGAGAUAUUCUGAUUCGAUCCAGCAGACAUCAAACCAUCAUCAAAAGACGCAAAGAUUGUUCAUUUUGACUCUAGCAUGGCUCGAUUUCUAGCAAGGUUCGCAUUAUACAAUAUGCUUAAUGUACGAGGUAUUCACCCAAAGCAGCCGGUCUUCCUCCAGCGGCGUCAGUUCGCUGAUGAAAAAGAAAAGGAUCCACUGGAAAUUUACAAAAAGUGGCAGAAUAACCCCGAAUCUGUCGACGAAUGUUGGAGAAAUUCAUUUGAGUACAUAACGUCCGACAUAAAAAAAAAUCGAGAUAUGGAGUUCAAGAAACCAGAGUCAAAGGCACAAAGAGAACUUGAAGAUGUUAUGAUAAGUUUGGAUGCGUUCCAUUUAGCGCAAAUGUUAAAAGAUAAAUUUAAGAAAGCGGGCGUCACUGUUCAGGACUGGUUGGAUGACGAAGAAACGCCAGAGAAAUAUAAAACAGAAGCAAAAAGAUUGAAAAUGAAAAAAGAACAAGACAAAGUGGCUCCCUUUUCUGUUAUGUAUUUCUUGUUACAAGAAAAAAAAUAAAUAAUUGAAGAGAGUAAAAUAAUUGGAGUGGACUGAGGGAUCACAGGAUCACGUCGACUAUGUGUUUGCCUUUCCUAAUUUCGCUGGUCGCGAGAUUUAUGUAUUUUCAUUUUUAUUUUUAAUUGAAUACACUGUGAAAGCAGCUUAAUGUUCCCAUAAUGUUUGUCCCAGCCUAAUUUAGUAACAUAAAGCAACUUAUAAAAUAAACGGAUUGAAAAAAAAAAAAUAUAGAAAACUGGUUAUUUUGGCAAAAAACUGGACUCAGUCUUCUGACAUUGACAAGAUAGAGCUCUUUAUGGAAGACCAGGUGAAAAAAUGAAUUUUUGGGCAUUCUGGCAGAAUACUGGACCUUCUUGAACAAUUUUUGCCAUACUUGACAAAAAAUAGCAUGUUUAGAGCAAUUUUGGCGAAAAAUCGUUUUUUUUUCUACAUAAGUGAAUUUACAUUAAAAAUACUUUUUCAACGGAGUAAAACCAAAGAUAGAAUAUUCAGUGUUUUUGGAAAAAAGAAAACAUAAUAAUACUACAAUAAACCAUUCUCAUAAUGAUGAAUAUUUUUUAUUCAAUGGCACUAUUCAUAAAGAUUAAAAAUACCUAUAUACAGAAAAGAAACGUACAGAAACAACGAUCGAAUAAAAUAACGUGGUGUUAAUGAUGAAAUUUUUAAAAGCCCGGGCUUCGGUUUUAAUAAUUCUCGAUUCGAUAAUAAUUCUAUACAAAAAUAUACAAAAUAUUUUCACGACUGUUCAAAAUACAAAACGAUCUACACGAACAAUAUAAUAAAAAAAAUCAGCUAAAAAUCUGUCGGUCGCAUGAUAUAGUAAAAUGAAUUAACAUUUUGGUGAACGAUUUUAAAAUAAUGAAGGAACUUAGCAGGUUAAAAAUUUUCCCAAAACCGAGCGUAUUAAA
Planococcus citri (citrus mealybug) is the source of this 1650-nucleotide messenger RNA. RefSeq lists its product as uncharacterized. The transcript has 5 exons. The record is from RefSeq and is a predicted model, not a curated record. NCBI's taxonomy places the organism in Eukaryota, Metazoa, Arthropoda, Insecta, Hemiptera, Pseudococcidae. Bases 266 to 742 code for a protein of 158 amino acids.